UUGGGUUUUCCUUCAGCAUUUUCGAUCAAAUUCCAGAAGAAAACUGGAGCCCAUUUGAGAUUUGUCCCUCCUAUUAAUCAUUCUCAUUCAAGCUGGAAAUCCAUCAUAAUCAGCUGAAUUUGCACCGAUAAAGAGAUUAAAGCUUUCUGGUUUCGUGACAUUAAUUCUAAGUGGACAACCAAGAAUGGCUACUCCGGAUGUUAAUAAGACUUUGCUGGCUGAACUUGAAGAAAUGGGAUUUUCGAAGGCUAGAGCCACCAAAGCUCUCCAGUUUUCAGGUAAUUCGAGUAUUGAGGAUGCAAUAAAUUGGUUGGUUGAUCAUGAGAAUGAUGCAGAUGUCGACGAGAUGCCGAUGGUUCAUGUUGAUAUCCCUAUUGAAUCUCCAGAUUCCCCUGGCUCCUCUGAACCAGUAAAUUUGAGACUUCAGCAAUUAAGGGAACAAGUGCGUAAGAAUCGAGAUGAAGAACAAAAGAAACUAGAAAGAAAUAUGGAGAAGGAAAGGAUAAAAUCAGGAAAAGAACUGGUGAAGGCCAAGAGAAUGGCUGAAGAAAGUGAGAGAAAGCGUUAUAUCGCAAAGUUAGAAGCUGAUAAAGAAGAAAAGAGAAGGGCGAUGGAGAGAAUUCGUCAGAAACUACAACAGGACAAGGCUGAACGGAGGGGAAGGAUUGGAUUGCCUGGGGAGGACAAUGCGUCAGCAAAACCCGCGGAAUCUUUGUUGCAUAACAGAAAGGAUCCAAUGGCGGUUGAUCAUGGCUCGGUACCUGUUGUUUCUUCAAGAAAGGGAAGCGGCGAUCUAAUGAGAGAAUGUCUGAGAUCCCUCAAGCGCCAAAACAUGGAAAAUGAUGCUCAAGUAAAAAGGGCUUUUCAGACACUCUUAAUAUAUGUCCGAAAUAUAACUACCAAUCCUGAAGAGGAGAAAUAUAGGAAGAUUCGUAUUGGUAAUCCAGCAUUCCAGAGCAAAGUUGGUAGAUUUAAAGAAGGGAUCAAGUUUCUGGAACUGUGUGGAUUUGAGAAAAUUGGAGAAUUUAUAGUGCUGCCUAGGGAGAAAGUUGAUAUGAACAUACUCGCAGAAGCUGCAGCCUCUUUGCACUCUGCCCUAACUAAUCCUUACUUUGGACUCCUAUCCAGGAACUCUGUGGAAGAUAUAGAAUGAAGUGUACUUGUAGGACAAAUCAAUCUGCAAUGUGGAGAGAUAUCAUUAUGUAAAUGCAGAAUUGAGCACUCGUGUUCCUCCUAUUCAAGGAAAAGAGUUGUUGGUUGAGAUGAACAUAACAUAAGUGAAUUCAUUAUUUAAAAAAAAAGGAUUAAUCUGUCAUAAAAAAUUUAAUAAAUAGUCUAAUACAAAUACUGAUAUUUUAGAAGGAAGGAAGAUUGAUUUCAAGUUUCAACAACUUGCGCGCGCCUAUAGAAUGGCAACUAUUGCCUAAAUUCCUGGGCUCCGGCCAAAGACAUUUAUCAACCUCCUUUAGAAAUCCAGAUGCCUGCUGUUGCGCUCAUCAACCUUAGCAUUGUCGGCAUCAUCCACUUUCAAAGCACCUUCGAAAUCAUCCUCGUCGUCGUGGCGGUCUCCGCCACGUUUCUUUGGUUGGCAGUUACUCGGCCUGAGCUGUUCCUCGUCGUCGUCAUCGUCGAUGCCGGGAAUGUUUGGUAGGCAGUUGAGCUGAUAUUGUUGCGGCUCCUCCUCGUCGAGAUGUGGUGCUCCAGGUCCACGGGUAUAAUAGUGAACCAAUGCUUCGGUGCUAAGAUUAUUUUGUUUCAGAAACUCUCGAACAAACCAGCUCUUGCUGUAAAAACGCUCAUCAUCGUCCACAUCCGCACUCACCCCUUUCGGUUGAGGCAGUUUGAACCCAAACGUGAAUGGUCGUUGGUGUUGGAGAUUGAUUCAAAGUAGAUUUGGUCAAUUAUUUAGUUGUUUAAAUUAUUCCUGAUUUUUAUAUUUUUUUAGUUUCAGUAAAGAUGGAAUUUGAUUUCUAUUUUUUCUCUUCUUGGUUAUUUUGUAAAGC
Oldenlandia corymbosa var. corymbosa is the source of this 2003-nucleotide messenger RNA. NCBI's taxonomy places the organism in Eukaryota, Viridiplantae, Streptophyta, Magnoliopsida, Gentianales, Rubiaceae. The record is from the annotation of a GenBank genome assembly.